Magallana angulata is the source of this 5138-nucleotide messenger RNA. RefSeq names its product ubiquitin conjugation factor E4 B-like. Gene Ontology annotation, biological process: protein polyubiquitination. The record is from RefSeq and is a predicted model, not a curated record. The transcript is spliced from 25 exons. Gene Ontology annotation, molecular function: ubiquitin-ubiquitin ligase activity. Gene Ontology annotation, cellular component: cytoplasm; nucleus; ubiquitin ligase complex. NCBI's taxonomy places the organism in Eukaryota, Metazoa, Mollusca, Bivalvia, Ostreida, Ostreidae. The coding region runs from base 132 to 3455 and encodes 1107 amino acids.
UAGGAAUCAUUUCUACAUCGAAAACAGAAAAAGGGCUAUGAAGCAGAUGAUGACAGCUGAUUUAUAUCUCAUAAUGUCCUGUUUGUUUUAAUGUUAAACUCUUUAAAAAGUAAAUAAGAAUUCUAAGAAAAAUGAGUGAAUUAACUCCAGACGAGAUCCGGCGUCGAAGACUUGCCAGAUUGGCUGGUAAUGCAUCCUCUAGUUCACAGAGCGACGGAUCUCCAAGUCUGUCCCAGGCCAGUGGGGCAUCCAGCCAGGCCUCUGACUCCCAAUCCACAAUGUCAAGAACUAACAGCACACCUCCUAGCAGUCUUAAUGUGGAUCCUAUCACCCCAGAAUCUCAGAGGAGCCUGGACAUGGAUUCCGAGUGUUCAGAAAAGAACUCACAAUCACAAAUGGAUGUAGAUUCUGGAAUAGAAACAAUGGAAGUUGAUGACUCAGAUAUGAAGUUUGAGAUCAAAAGAAGAAGGGAUACCAGUAUUGGAUCAGAAGCCACUGUAGAACAGGUUACUGAGGCCGUGGGUCGAGUGUGUUUGGUGUCUUGGAAAGAAGAGACUCAAGAUGCUGUGUACAUACCUGAACUUGCAGAUUGUGAGGCUGAAGAUGACUGUAAGGAGAUGAUUAAUCAAUCCUUGAUGGAAAUGCUGUUGAAAAUCAGAGAUUGCCCAGAGAAUCCAGUGUUAAAAAUUCGACCCAAUUUCUCUUAUGCUGUAUCCCCAAAGAAACCAGGGUCAAGCCCAAGAAGUGUUGGCACAAUGAUGUCACCAGAUAUGCAGCCAAAGAGAGAGUUUUCUGCCAAGUACCAGCCAGAAAACUGUAAGGAGGUGGAGAUGAUCAGCUAUCUGAUGGACUGUUACGAUAGGGCCGGGCUGGAGGAGAGGCUGGCUCCAAAGAGAGCAAGUGUCCCUCCAUUGAGUCUGAUGUUGUCCAGUGCUAGACAUCAGUGUGUGUGUCAUACUGCAAUAGUUCUGCAGGGAGGACUCACCACACCCAGAUCUGUUGGGGGCAACUCUCUACUGCUUUCCUAUCUAUUGUCUCAUAACUUACCUCGCGGCUUUCUCCCUGAGCUUGUGCAAACCACAUGUGAUGACAGGGACACAUUUAGAAGGGUGUUUAUCCCAGUCCUACAGGGCUUAAACAGAUAUAUCCAUGGCAUGUCCUUGGACAGUGACGACUACAGAGACCCUCUGUCUGUCCUGUCCGAGCUUUGUGAAAUCAAGAGUGGCAACUCGCGACCUAUAUGUGGCCUGGCUGUAGAGCUGGUAAACUGGAUCCCGGUCACUCUCACCAAGGCCACAGGAAUGGAGUUAGAGAAGCUGUCCUGGCUCGGGCCAUUCCUGGGGCUCUCUGUUUUUGCAGAGGAUAAUACCAAAGUAGUGGAGAAGUUUUUCUCGGGCCACCAGUUGUCGGCUGACAGCACCAAGCUGAUUCACCAGUCUCUGCAGCAUGGCAUGGGGUACGCCCGGGCCGAGCUGUUCAAAAUCCUGCACACUAUUCUAGUCAAUGGACAGAGCCGCGACCUGGCAUUAUCUUACAUAGCCAAAGCUCUGGAGAGGAACGCCAAGAAAUCCCAGAUACAGGUGGAUGAGAGAUAUGUAGCAGGAGAUGGAUUCAUGUUGAACUUACUGUCCGUCCUUCAACAGCUGUCUGUGAAAAUCACGCUGGACAAGGUUGACACAUACUACCCAUUCCAUCCAAAUUCUCGAGUGGGCAUUAAGUCAGAGACACGCCUGAAGGCCCUUCCUCAACAUGCAGAGAAAUGGAUCAAGGAAUUAUCUAAAGAAACACCCCCCUGGCAGGACCCCAAAUUUCCCACUGAAUGUUUCUUCCUGACCCUCCAUUGUCACCACCUGUCAAUCAUUCCUGCUGUUCGGCGGUACCAGCGCCGUCUUCGUGCAAUACGUGAUCUCAACAGAAUGGUGGAGGACCUAGAGAACACAGAGUCCCAGUGGAGCCAGUUCCCACACGCCGCACGGAACAAGGAGAUGCUCAAGAAAUGGAAAUCUCAAGUUCAGAGGUUGCAGAAGAGUAAACUCUGUGCUGAUGCAGCUAUUUUGGACGAGUCCUUGCUUAGACACUGUCUAAAUUUUUACAGUGGUGUGUCUACGUAUAUUCUUAAAGUUGCAGACCCUCAGAAUAUGGGUCAAACUCUGCCCUUGCCCAAGAAUGUGCCAAUGCCAUUUGGAGCUCUUCCUGACUUCUAUCUAGAAGACAUCGCUGAUUAUCUCCUGUUUGUUAUUCAGUUCAGCCCUGACGUGUUGAAUGACCCCUGUAUGACCCAGAUCAUCCACAUGCUGAUAGUGAUGGUGUGUAACAAUGAAUACAUCGGCAACCCGUACCUGACCGCAAAGCUGGUCGAGGUCGUAUUUGUCAUGAACCCUAGCGUCCAACGCAGAACCGGGAGUCUCAAUGAGCAGUUCUUACUGCACCCUCUAGCCCUCAAACACUUGGUGCCGGCUCUGAUGAAGUUUUACACAGAGAUUGAAACCACAGGAGCCAGCAAUGAGUUUUAUGACAAGUUCUCCAUCCGCUACCAUCUCAGUAUCAUCUUCAAGACCAUGUGGCAGACCCCACAGCAUCAGCUCAACAUGAUAGAGGAGGCAGACAAUGGCAAACAGUUUGUGAAGUUUGUGAACAUGCUGAUGAAUGACACAACCUUCCUGUUGGAUGAGAGUCUGGACUGUCUUAAGCGGAUCCAUGAGAUCCAGGAAGCCAUGCAGAACAUGGAGGAAUGGGAGCGACAGCCCAAGGACCAGCAGCAGUCCCGACAGAGGCAGCUUGCUAUGGAUGAGCGACAGUGCAGAUCUUACCUCACACUAGCCACAGAGACUGUGGAUAUGUUCCAAUACCUCACCGAGAAAAUCAGGAAACCCUUCCUCAAACCAGAAUUGGCUGAUAGAUUGGCAGCCAUGUUGAAUUUCAAUCUGCGACAACUGUGUGGUCCAAAAUGUAAGAACCUUAAAGUGAAGAACCCGGAGAAGUACGGCUGGGAACCCAAGGAGCUGCUCAACAGACUGACCGACAUCUACCUACACCUGGACUGUGAUCAAUUCGCCACUGCUAUUGCCAACGAUGAAAGAUCUUACCGCCAUGAACUUUUUAAUGAUGCUAUUGCCAGAAUGCAGAAGGCUAUGAUCAAAACUAAUGUAGAGAUAGAAAAAUUCCGCUUUCUGCAGGAAAAAGUUGACAAAAUUGUCUUAGAAAAACAGCAGGAAGAAGUGGAUUAUGGGGAAAUUCCAGAGGAGUUCAAAGAUCCCUUGAUGGACACUUUGAUGAAUGACCCAGUUAUUUUGCCCAGUGGCACUGUGAUGGAUCGACCAAUCAUCACUCGGCAUUUAUUGAACUCUCAGACUGACCCAUUCAAUAGGCAGCCGCUCACAGAGGAGGAACUCAAACCAGCCAAUGAGAUCAAGUUGAAGAUAGAGGCCUGGAAACAAUCAAAGACAAGAAGAUAAUCUUGGACUCUCGCGAUCAACACCAUCCUUGUGUUCUUUUAGUUUUCUUUUAUCUCAUGUCAGUAGAAAAAAAAACAUGUUCUUUGCUCAUAGAUAUAUCUACCAUGUAAGGUAAUAUAAAGACAAGUGUAACCAAGUUCUCAUAAUGGUGGAUACCAAGUAACACAUGAUUGUAAUAUGGGAUUAUUUUCGUUUGUCUUUAUAUAGUGGAAGAACAAGGUGUACAUGACUACAGUCUAUAUCAAGUUACAUUAUCAACUUUAAUAGAUGAGCAGGUUUUAUCAUGACAUGAAAUAGAGUUGUUGCCCCUUGAAUUUUUGGAUUGUUCAGAUUCUCUAUCAUAGACCGAGAGCUUUCUACAAAAAGUUUAUUGUGAUCUUGUUUGCAUUUUGUCAUGUGACUGUUCCAGUUGAAUGAACAUAUUUUUCAGGUUCAGUAAAUUGACUAUUUGUACAGUUUUUUACGACAAUAUGAUGAUUUUUUUGGUCUGUUGUGUCGGUGUCAAUGUCACUGUUUAUCUCAAACUUAAUUCGAGGGACAAGUCAAGUGUAUCUCGAUAAAAUAAUUAACCGUGUUUUAUAGAUUUAUCCCCAAAGUUCGUUAAACUGAAAAAAGGAAAACUUUGUUUAGUUUUGUAAUCAAGACUGCUAACUUCACAUUAUCUGUAUUUUAUACUUUAGCAUAUGUGUCCAGUUGCUAUGCUAUUAACUGUUAAUGCUUGUGUGCUUCGAGUCAUUAAGUGUUUAUUGAUGCAUUUGAACUCUACAGAGCUAAUUUUCAUUUGUAAACAAUCAAUUUAUUUCAUAAAAAAUCUCCCAAACAUGAAUUCAUGUAGUCUCAUUGUAAUUAUGUACUCAAAGUACAGCAGUUUUUCAAUUUCGUUUUUCAAGCCAUUUCAUUUGGAUGCCUUGACCUAUGGGUGUGUGAUCUCAUCGAAAAUUUACAAGAUGAAUUUUAAGUUUGGGAUGCAAUAAUGCAUCCAAUUCUGUAUUAAUCUGUCUGACAAUUUAGGUGUGUUUAGUGAAUCUGUAGGAAAGGUUUUGCUAGAUGAAUUUCUUUCUGUUUAAUUUACACUUUAUUCAGUAACCUAUUGGACUUGUGACAGUUGAAUGCAAUUGCCUAAUUAUGUACAUCCUGGAUUUAUCUACUGUAUUAAUCUCAAAGACGACAGGUUCUAUUGGCUGUUGUGGCAUUAUUUUUGUUUGAAAUUAAAUUUUUUAAGGGAAAAGAAAAAAAAAUAACAUUAGAAUAUUUGAAAGCUUCCCCUUCACCCCCAAUAAAUUGCAAGUUGCAAGAGUAGUCUUGUGGUUAUUGAAAAUAUCUUGAAUCUUUUGAAAAGAUUUCUCUGCUGAAGGUAAAAUAAAUCUGUUGACCUUAAAAAGCACAGUAUUGAACAGUGUUGAAUAUUUGAAUUGAGUGUUGAAUUACAACAUUAUUUCAUCACUUGCUCAUAACAAUGAAUCCUCAGAUCAACUUGUAUGUAUGUUCAUGUUUUUGUUUGUGUGUGUGUGUGUGUGCUAUACCUAUUCUGUGAUCAUAUACACUUUUCUCAUGUGUUUUGUUUUAUUUAUAUAUAAAAUACAAUUGUAUGUACAAAUGAAUUUUGGGGGGCAAAGAAAGCAAGAUUUAGUUUGAUGUUAGUCAGUUGUAAAUGGCGGCAAUAAAAUGAUUGAGAAAAUGUUG